AUGGUAGCGCCAUCUUCAGGGUCCAGCUCACUCAAGGAGUAUUUGAAAAGAUACGAAAAUAAUGAGGAGGAGGAGAAGAAAAAGAAGAAGAAGAAAAAGAAGAUGAAAACUAAGCCUGAUAUGAAUGGUGUUCUUGUUGUUGAUGAGGAUCCUGUUUGGCAAAAGCCAGUUCAGGUUGAAGAAGAAGAUGAUGAGUCACAAGAUGAAGAGAAGCCACAAGUUGAUGAAGAUAUUGAAGUGAAACGAAUGAAAAGAUUAGAACAACUUAAAAGCCAGCGCCCUUUUGGUGCUAUCUCUGAAGAUGGAAGCGGUUGGGUUCCCGUGUCUGAUACUGCUAAAAAUUCCGAUAUCUCUCCGCCACGUAGACGUAGGGCCCGGAAUGAUACACCGGAACCGGAAUCAGAAUCCGAACAUAUAACGGAAUUGAAUUCCGACAUGUCCCCACCCCGUAAACGAAGGGCCCGGAAUGAUACACCGGAAUCCGAUCCCGAUCUUUCUCCUCCUCGGAAGGGCCGCAGUCGAGAGUCUGAUAUUUCUCCUCCUCGACGGGGGCAUAAUCGUCCACAUGAAGAUCUCUCUCCCCCAAGAAAAAAACAUUCUCCACCGAGAAAACCUAUCAAGGAAUCAGAGAGGCCAAAAACUGGUUUAGUCAGUGGUAAAGAUAUAAAAGAAGAAAUUGCUAAAACAAAGAAGGAAGAUUGGUUGAGGUUUCAAAAAAUGGAUCCUUCUAUAAGUGGGCGAAAUGCUGAAGGCGUACGUCGUGAUAAGAGAACUGGGGAACGCCUGACAAAGGACCAGAUCAAAGCACUUCAAAAGGAAGAUGAGAAGCCAAAGGAGAUAAAACUGGAAUGGGGCAAGGGUUUGGCUCAAAAAAGGGAAGCAGAGGCAAGGCUGCAGGAAUUGGAACUUGAGAAGGCUAAACCAUUUGCAAGAACAAGAGAUGAUCCGGAUCUUGAUAAUAUGAUGAAGGACAGAGUUAGAUGGGGUGACCCCAUGGCACAUCUAGUGAAGAAGAAGCAAUCAGAAGUGAUUCUUCCAGAUAUAGGAGACAAUGAGAGGAUGAGAGAAUCAGGGUUUAUAGUUCCUCAACAAGUCCCUAAUCACAGUUGGUUGAAGAGAGGCUUUGAGGCUGCACCAAAUCGCUAUGGUAUUAGACCAGGACGACACUGGGAUGGGGUUGACCGCAGCAACGGAUUUGAGAAGCAAAUGUUCAAUAGACAAAAUGAGAAACAAGCUACAGAAAGAGAAGCUUACUUGUGGUCGGUAGCUGAUAUGUGAAGUGUGCUAAAAUGGGAAAUAUUGUCCUUGUUUUUGCUUGCUUUUUAAUGUGGCUCUUGAUGACUUUUGUGUUGUAUUUUAAUUAAAGUUUGGAUUGGAAUGAGGCAAAUGGUACGUGACCACAAGUAUGAGCAUAUAAUUGCAUGACUGAAAAAAAGGAAAAAAAAAAAAAAAAACUUGCCAUCAAGUUUUAUAUGUAUUAUCAUCAGGGUCAUAUUGAACUUAGAUUUGAAUAAGUAUUGAAACUAGGGUUAAGUGUAACCGUAUGUU
Molecule: messenger RNA, 1548 nt
Organism: Lactuca saligna
Lineage: Eukaryota; Viridiplantae; Streptophyta; Magnoliopsida; Asterales; Asteraceae
Source: the annotation of a GenBank genome assembly